AUGUCCGAGGAGAACCUGCGAGAGUGCGCGGAGCCCGUGGAGCCCGCGGCCCAGGCACCCCCGCUGAAAACCAGCGACUGCUACCGCGUAAGUGAGGACCUGCCGGCCAGGUUCAACAACCCGGCAUGGUUCCGCGGCUACAGGACCAAGGAGCCCGUCUUGGUGUACAGGACCAGCAACCAGGCCUAUGGCGGCAGGGCCCCCACCGUGCACGAGAUGCCGAAAGUAUUCUAUGCAACUUCGAAUAAAUUUUCCAGAACACUAGCAGCAACUGGAAUGUUCCGGAACAAUUCUCUCAACGUCUACAUGGAGAAGAGCAUUGUGACAGGUGCCGACAACCACGUCACCUCCUUUGACCGGCUGAACUUCCAUCCGAGCUACAACGUCAGCAGGCCGUCCAUCUGCAGUGACUGA
Molecule: messenger RNA, 414 nt
Organism: Pteronotus mesoamericanus
Lineage: Eukaryota; Metazoa; Chordata; Mammalia; Chiroptera; Mormoopidae
Gene: PIERCE1
Product: piercer of microtubule wall 1
Exons: 3
Coding region: 1-414 (137 amino acids)
Biological process (GO): axoneme assembly
Cellular component (GO): axonemal microtubule
Source: RefSeq, a predicted model, not a curated record